Molecule: messenger RNA, 935 nt
Organism: Phyllotreta striolata
Lineage: Eukaryota; Metazoa; Arthropoda; Insecta; Coleoptera; Chrysomelidae
Source: the annotation of a GenBank genome assembly
UUAUUAUAAAAUCACUGUUUAUUGUUAUUAAAAUUUGGCAACAAUGUACACAAGAUGAUUAAACGUCAAUGUCAACAUUUACAAAGUGUCAAAAGCAUUGAAAACAGUUGGCAAAAAUUUUAUUUUUCUAAAUUAUUUGCGAAUAUGGCUACAGCCUUAUCUUAUGAAGACCUGCGAAAACAGGCCAGGCAUCUAGAAAAUGAAAUAGACUUGAAACUAGUAGCUUUCAGUAAACUGGGAGCUGGAAUAAAAACGCCUAGUACAUCUCAUCCCGACACUAUACCAUUACUAUCAGGAGAUGAUACGUUCGAAGCCAUGUCUUUGGAAAUCGAAGAUUUAUUAAACAGAUUGACUCAUAUAAAUGAACGGCUCUCAGAACAACCUGUAACUGGAGCUGCCAUGUUACACACGUUGCAACGACACAAAGACAUUUUGGCGGAUUUAUCUCGCGAUUUUCGAAAAACGAACUCGCUCAGAGAGUCUCAAAGGCAACGAGAGGACCUGCUGAGGGGCUCUGAGAGUUUUAGAUCCGAUGGUAUUAACAACAGAAGAGAUAUUUACCUGAAAGAGAACCAACAUAUACAUAAUUCUGAUCGUCUAGUGAACGAACAAAUAUCAAUAGCAAUGGAAACGAGAGAACAUUUGAACUCCCAAAGACAGACUUUCAAACGACUCCAAACGAGGUUCAACGAUAUUUCGAACAGAUAUCCCAUUAUUAAUAGCGUCAUACAAAGAAUUAACAUCAGAAAACGGAGGGAUUCCAUUAUAUUGGGUUUAGUAGUUUCGUUUUGUACAAUUGUUAUGUUAAUUUACGCGUUCCGUUAAAAUUUCUUCAUUUACAAUAACGAAUACUUUUUUACUAGAUAGGUUAUUAUUUUUUAUGUGAUAGGCUCAAAAUAAUAUUGUAGACAACAUUAAAAAAUUGUAUAUUUUAA